AAUUUUUAUUUCAGGAGCUGCUUCCCGAAGCACAGGGCUCCCGCCGUCCCGGGUUCCCACUUCAAUCUCCCUCUCAGCCGUUUUUCGUACUUCUGUAUCUCAUCUCAACUCCAAUAUCAUUGUCCUUCGUGGGAACUCCGGCCAUAUUAACACUGUAACAAACAUGGCGGUUUGUUCAUCGACCAUCAAUAUCUCAAACGUCCACAACUUUUCAAACGCAUGCGCUUCCGCUGGGCAAUAUGCUUUCAAACUUCCACUUGAAAUCAAAAGUUGUGGUUGUUUGAAUAUCACAAACUUGGAUCAAAGGAGCCACAUGCCCUCGUCUCUUUCCAUUCAUUCACCUGACAGAAGACGUGUUUUAAGCAUUCGAUAUAUCGGAUCAGAAGCCGUGACGAAGACCACCACUGAGCUGGAUGAGUCCAAACGUGGUAAUGGCUCUGAACCCUUAAUUGAUCUGGAUGGUGGGGAUGGAGGUGGUGCUGGUGACGGUAAUGGGGGGAGUGGCGGCGGCGGCGGCGGUAAUGGGGACGAUGGGAGAGAUGAAGAUGAGGAAGAGUUUGGUCCGCUAUUGAAGUUUGUGGAGGUUAUGAAAGUCGCAGAAGCUCGGGGUGUGAAGCUGCCUUCGGAUAUGACGGAGGCAGCGAAGACGACAGGAAUACGGGAAAUGUUCCUUCUCCGUUACUUGGAUUUACAGGGUUCGGUUUGGCCUCUGGGUUUUUUGAUGAAGCAUUGUUCUAUGCUUCGAAACCGAAUGCUAGCUGAUCCUUCUUUUCUAUUUAAAGUUGGAACAGAGAUUGCUAUAGAUUCUUGUUGUGCAACAUUUGCGGAGGUUCAGAAAAGAGGCAAGGAUUUUUGGGCAGAAUUUGAGUUGUAUGCGGCCGAUCUACUGGUUGGUGUGGUUGUUGACAUUGCUUUAGUUGGCAUGUUAGCACCCUAUGCUCGACUUGGGCAGCCAUCAAUGUCGAGAGGUUUGCUUGGACGCAUUCAACAUGCUUGCGCUGCUCUUCCUAGCAGUGUUUUCGAAGCUGAAAGGCCAGGCUGUAAGUUCUCAGUGAUGCAACGCAUUGCAACAUACUUUUAUAAGGGUGCAUUGUAUGGAUCGGUUGGGUUUGGGUGUGGCCUAAUUGGUCAAGGAAUUGCAAAUAUGAUAAUGAAUGCCAAAAGGAGGAUUAAGAAAUCUGAAGAGGACAUACCAGUGCCUCCUCUUGUUGAAAGUGCUGCUCUAUGGGGUGUGUUUCUUGCCGUGUCAUCCAACACUAGAUAUCAAAUUGUGAAUGGACUGGAAGGCAUUGUUGAAGCUUCUCCUCUGGCAAAGAAGCUUCCACUCGUCGCCAUGGUUUUCACUGUAUGUGUGCGAUUUGGCAACAACAUAUACGGUGGUAUGCAGUUCGUCGACUGGGCCAAAUGGAGUGGGGUGCAAUAAGCAUACGCGCUUAUUUACUGCAAUUCUUGAGCCUAAUGGAGGAUAUCUAUGGGCUCUGCCUCUUCCUAAAGCUUCCUUUGAGUUGAGUUCCUUUUACCGGAGCCAAAGAUUGUUCCUCAAAUCUGCCAGCAAGGCUGCAUAAUGAUCAUUGCUUUGAGCACUGGUCAUCAUUGUUGUCAUUAUUAUUAUUAUUGUUAGUGUAGGACACUUGCCUACUCUAGUGGCAUUCUUUUUUUUCCCCUCUGCAAUAACAUUUCGUGUUAGCCAGCAAAUUGUAUCAGAUAUUAAAAGCAGAAAAUGAAGCUUAUGAAGCUCUUUGAAAUCUGC
Molecule: messenger RNA, 1750 nt
Organism: Neltuma alba
Lineage: Eukaryota; Viridiplantae; Streptophyta; Magnoliopsida; Fabales; Fabaceae
Product: protein RETICULATA-RELATED 1, chloroplastic
Exons: 7
Coding region: 164-1423 (419 amino acids)
Biological process (GO): plant organ development
Cellular component (GO): chloroplast inner membrane
Source: RefSeq, a predicted model, not a curated record